This is a messenger RNA of Akanthomyces muscarius, 1107 nucleotides long. RefSeq lists its product as uncharacterized. The record is from RefSeq and is a predicted model, not a curated record. The coding region runs from base 1 to 1107 and encodes 368 amino acids. The transcript has 2 exons. Lineage: Eukaryota; Fungi; Ascomycota; Sordariomycetes; Hypocreales; Cordycipitaceae.
AUGAAUAGUCCUUCUGGCCGGGCUGGACUCAUCAAGGCUCGCGACGAAGCUGGCAGCAUGGAGAAACUGGCACAUUCCGUCCUCGACGAUAUAUUGCACAACGUCAUCUCGGACCUCCUCGUCAAGGUCCAUCGCGAGGAGAAGCAGGCCAAAGCCACCUCGGCCGUCAUCCGAGUCGAGAAGAUGGCUUCGGACGCCUCCGAAAGCUCAACUCCUGAUUCGAAACCCGAUGUUCGCAUAGAAACCGACGCCGCCGUAUACGAGGACGGAAAGGUCACCCUCAAGGGCAACCCGCUAAAGACCACCACCGAGAUACUCUGCCCCAAGUGCCAUCUGCCCCGACUGCUCGCGCCCACCGACGGCAAGGGCGCCGUCAAGCCCGACCCUACCAUCAUCUACUGCAAGCGUCAUCCGUACAUUGACAAGCCCGGCUGCGAUAUUUACGGCCAGUCUUGGGUCGCCCCGGGUCCCGGCCGCGGCAAGAAGAAGAAGGACAUGGAGAAGCCAGAUCCAGCCGACAAGCCCGCCAAUGUGCUGUCCUUUCCCUCGGCCACCUGCAGCAAAUGCAAGCGGUGCAUCCUCGUCACCCGAUUAAACAACCACAUGGGCUCCUGCAUUGGCAACAGCGGCCGCAACGCCAGCCGCGCCGCCGCCCAAAAGAUGAAUGGCAACUCCCAGCACGACAGCACCCCGCCCUCGUCGCAAAAAGCCACGCCCGCACCGGGAUCGCGAGCCUCGAGCCCUAGGAAACGAGACGCCGCCGGCAGUGACGACGACGAGGACGAUGACGACGACUCCGAGGCGAGCCCUAAGAAGAAGAAGAUCAAGUCGGCCGCCGGUGCCCCCAAAAAGGUCAUUCUCAAGACGAAGCCCAACAUGAAGCCGGAAAAGGCCCGCGUCUCUUCGCACCUCAAACAAGAGCACAAGUUUGACGACAGCGACUCGACGCAUGAUAAAACGCCGACAAAGGCCCUCAAUAAGCACACCAGCCCGCUGAAAAAGGUCAAGGUUCAGAAGCCUACGAGCUCGCCCCUGUCCCGAAACGGCAGAGACAUCGACAUGAGGUCAGAGUCUUCAGAUCCAAUGUCUUCGCCGCCCGGCCGAUGA